CAUCUCUUCUCUCCUCCUCCCUCACCCACAUUUACUCACAGCUUCCGCUCCCGUUCUCCCUCCAGUAUCGCCUCUCUUAUCCGUCCGUCACAAUGCUGCUCUGACAUCACUAGCCGGCAUUUCGUUCGCUUCCGCCUCGCGCUGUCGUCGUUGCCGCCUGCGCCCGUCACCGUUGCUCAUCACGCCCUCGUCUUACUGCCGCCAAAAAAAAUUUGGCUCGCCGCAAUCGGCCAACCGAACGAGAAUCCUCGGCUAAGAGCCUCUGACGUCGGCCCCAAACUCCCCACUCUUCUCCGGCUCGACGGGUCUGGUCUGGCGGGGGACGAAAAAAAACCUGCGACGGACGACUUCACGCACACGCCCGAUCCUCCCCCAUCCCCAAAGGGACCCAAAGGGAGCCAAACAGGUGGCCCUCAUUCGUAAGGCUUGCUCACGAGACCACGACUCCCUUCCUCGCUUUGGACGGGUGUUGCGAUUUCGCUGAACUCGCCUCGGGCACCCAUCGACUCCUCGGCCGUCGACUCCGAUUCCUCAGCCUAGCUCGCGGGCUCCGUCCGACUGCCUCCACGACCGGCGACGACUCACCGCAACCUCCGUCAUGGUCCGCAACAUCGUUCUCCUCGGCGGCAACUCGCACCCGCAGCUCACGGAAAAUGUCUGCAACUUCCUUUGCAUCCCGCCCUGCGACCGCAUCCUUACAAAGUUCUCGGGUGGCGAGAGCCGUUGCGAGAUCAAGGACUCGGUCCGCGGCAAGGAUGUCUACAUCAUCCAGUCCGGCUCUGGCAGCGUCAACGACAAUCUCAUCGACCUCUGCAUCAUGAUCUCGGCCUGCAAGACGGGAUCGGCCAAGCGAGUCACCGCCGUCGUCCCGCUCUUCCCCUACUCUAGGCAGCCCGACUGGCCUUACAACAAAGCUGGUGCGCCUCUGUCGCGCGCUGCCGACUCGUCCACCACGCACGAUUAUACCUUUGAGAGCGUGCCGGCCACGCCUCGCCCCGGCGGUCCUCGCAGCAGUGGCCUUUCCAAUGGCGUCAACAACCUCGCCGAGAAGCUCUCCAAGAGCUCCAUUGCCGAGAGAGUUCCUGCCGAAGCCAAUGGCGCUGCGGGAGACUAUUUCCCUAAGCGGUCAGACACGCUCGCCAGCCAGGGCACCAAUGGUCGCGGUCAUCACAACGACGGAUCACUGUCAUCCCACCGCAGUUUCACCACUCACGACUAUGAGAACCAGAGUGCCAUCACCAACUUCCAGCCCAAGCCCGGAUACAAGCAGUGGGUUGCCCAAGCCGGAACGCUCGUCGCCGAUCUCCUCACUUGCGCCGGCGCCGACCACAUCAUCACCAUGGACCUUCACGAUCCGCAAUACCAGGGCUUCUUCGACAUCCCCGUGGACAACCUCUACGGCAAGCCCCUCAUCCAGAACUACAUCCAGAAGCAUAUCCCCGAUUUCAAGGAGGCUGUCAUCGUCUCCCCCGAUGCUGGCGGCGCCAAGCGAGCUACCGCCAUUGCCGAUAGCCUCAAAAUGGACUUUGCUCUCAUCCACAAGGAGCGCCGCCCCAUCAAGUUCACCAAUCAGCGUAAUGCUAGCAUGAUGCUUGUUGGCGACAUCUCAAACCGUGUCUGCAUUCUUGUUGACGACCUCGGCGACACGGCCAACACCAUCACCCGGGCGGCCAAGUUGCUCAAGCGCGAAGGCGCUCUCAAGGUCUACGCUCUCCUCACCCACGGUGUCUUCAGUGGAGAUGCCAUUCCGCGCCUCAAUGCCUCUGCCAUUGAUAGGAUCGUCGUCACCAAUUCGGUUCCUCAAGAAGAGCAUUGUCGUCUCUGCCCCAAGCUGGAGGUGCUCGACGUCUCGCCCAUUUUUGCCGAGGCCAUCCGUCGUGUUCACCAUGGUGAAUCCAUAAGCAGGCUCUUUGAGCACGACUGAGGCGACUGGCCGCCUUGAUCCCAAAGCGCCCCAUACAGGGAAUGGGGCCGCAAGGGCGUGAUGUCUCUUAUCGAAGACAUGACGCCUUGCAUGACUCGGUUCUGGAUCGACUCGUUUCUCUUUCCGUCGUCGGCCGCCCGUGCGCGCGCAUCUCAAGCGGUUCAACCCCAUCACGGCCUGUGGCCGACCAAACAAUUCUGCACACUGGACCAUUUCCGGAGUUACAUUUUGAGGAGCUUUCUGGCACUAUUUUGCUUGCUCCUGCGUCUGAAGUUUUCCGAUUGUCCCAUCGGCAGUCCCGCUCAACAGCGUUCGACACUGGAGAAAGUGACCAAAAACAGGGGGGGAGGAGGCCUGCGCCGGCUACGUGGCUGCGGAUCUGCUGGAGCGCGUGACACACAGGCCCAACACUCUGCAAUCUGUCGUGGUGGCGGCGGCGGCGGCGGCGGCGGCGGCGAUUGCUGUCAUCGUGGACGAGUUGUUCUUCUUUUCUUUUUGAUUCCCACUGCUCUUUCCAACCCGUACGCGCCUCUUUUUUUUUUCGCUCCUUGGACACAUCGACGAGAAACAAGGCACACGUGGGCACAGCGAGUGAGGCGGAUAGUCCUCCCCAUCUAUAGAAAAACCAAUGGACCGUAGAAAAACUUGGACACUAGAUCGAGCGCGCGCCCUCGUGCUGGCUUGUGUACCACCACCACCACCACCAUUCCUGCUACUCAUCAUAUUAGACUCUUUGUCUUUUGUCCCCUCACCGGGGCCGGGGAGGGUAAGGGAGGAAGAAAAGGAGGGAAAGCAUAGACUUAUUGUUAUUGGCCGGCUACGGCAGACGGGGACGGCGU
Molecule: messenger RNA, 2763 nt
Organism: Purpureocillium takamizusanense
Lineage: Eukaryota; Fungi; Ascomycota; Sordariomycetes; Hypocreales; Ophiocordycipitaceae
Gene: PRS5
Product: Ribose-phosphate diphosphokinase
Exons: 2
Coding region: 599-1924 (441 amino acids)
Biological process (GO): purine nucleotide biosynthetic process; 5-phosphoribose 1-diphosphate biosynthetic process
Cellular component (GO): cytoplasm; ribose phosphate diphosphokinase complex
Molecular function (GO): magnesium ion binding; ribose phosphate diphosphokinase activity
Source: RefSeq, a predicted model, not a curated record